CAACCAUGCAAGCUCAGGUAGGGAGUCCACUUUGGUAACUCCUGCUGCACAGCAACAGGUUCUGGUUCUGCCGGUUGUUCUGAAGACAUAUCUGGACCGCUGGUUCUGCUCCAUCCUCCUUUCUGAUCUUUUGUGUGCGGAGAGAGAUGUAAAGGUCUUUGGGAAUAAAUGCAGAGUUUCUAGUUGUUCAGCCCCAAAGAGCUGAAGGAGACAAGGGUUCCCAGCUCUGAGUGGGAUGUUAACAGACUGGUGGCGCGUUGAGGCUGAAGGAGCAUGGUGAAACACCAACCGUUACAGGUCUAUGAGAAGCAGGUCUUUCUGUCUUUGGUUACUGGGAUCUAUGGUUGCCGCUGGAAACGCUACCAGCGUUCCCAAGACGAGAGCUCCAAGUGGGAAUGUGCAUGGUUCAUCAUCUUGAGCAGUUCUUUCCUCCUGCUUCUCCUGUGGGCCUAUUUUUGGUUGGUUUCUCAGAAUGAUUUUAAUGACUUCAACUGGUCCGUCUACAAUCAUUCUGGGAAAUGGAGGGACGAGACCGUCCCCAUUCUCACCUCAACCACUGUGGGACUCAGCUAUAUCACAUUCCUCUUGAUUUUGGCACUUUUCCACAUAUCACUGGGUCAACAACUGAACCUAUACUGGGUUCAUAAGAUCGGAGUUCUGGCUACGCUACUCACCACUGUCUCUGGUUUUGUCUCUGUGGACGACAUUUGGGGAGAUGAGUGGGAAAUCAUUCAUAUUUCACUACAGUUCACUGCCCCUUUCCUGCACAUCGGAGGCCUGGUCACUGUCACAGCUGUCAGCUGGCUGGUAGCCGGCUAUGUGGUUCGCAAAGAGAGAUCCAAUUUUCAGGGGAUGGUGUUGGCAGUCUUCAUCAUAGUCCUUCUGGCUCUCUGCCUUGCUCCUCUUACCUUCACCUGCCCCUGUAUUAUGGACCGUCAUGUCCUCAAACCACCACCAGCCAUUAUUGGUCGACGAGGAGCUCCUAUGCUGGCCCCUGAAAACACCAUAAUGUCAUUUAGCAGAGCCCUUCAGCAUGGAGCUAGCUCUCUGGAAGCAGAUGUCACCAUCAGUGUGGAUGGAGUUCCUUUCCUCAUCAGGGACCAUACUUUAAGUCGGACUACAGACGUCAGUAAAGUCUUCCCCUCCAGAGAGCACGAAGAUGCCUCCUUCUUUAACUGGACAGAGAUUCACUCUUUAAAUGCAGGGCAUUGGUUUUUGGAGAGCGACCCCUACUGGACAGUAAAAACCUUGAGCACGAAGGAUCGCACCAGGAUAGCAAACCUGACAAUUUGCAGCUUGGUAGAUAUGCUACGUCUAGCAGCCAGAGCCAACUGCUCUGUGUUGCUCAACAUCCGCAAGCCUGCACCAGAUCACCCCCGCUUCCGCAGCUGGUUUAUGGACACACUGUGGACUCUGCAAAAAGCAGGGAUUUCCCAGAAAAAGGUGACAUGGGCCCCUGACACAGACAGAGGACGGGUGCGAGCCCUUCACCAAACCACAAACGAGAAGCUGUCUGUGGAAGAGAUAAGGCACAGGGGAAUUACAAGUGUGACCCUCCACUAUAGAAAGAUCAGCUACGAAGACAUUCAGGAAUAUCUGGCACACAAUGUGAGCUUGACUGUCUACCCUGUGAAUGAGCCUUGGCUGUACUCCAUUCUGUGGUGUAGCGGGGUGCCUUCCGUGUCCUCCGAUGCCCCUCAAGUUCUUCACAAAGUGCCUUACCCCGUCUGGCUCAUGAGUCACAGUGCUUACAACUUCAUCUGGAUCUCUUCAGACAUUGUCUCUGUUGCUGUCAUCAUGGGAAUUUUCUUUUUCCAGAACUAUCAUAUGAUCAGGUGGAGAAUAGGCGGGAUGCAGAACUACAAUCCAGAACAGAUCAUGUUGAGCGCUGUGGUGCGACGACCCAGUCGAGACGUCAACAUCAUGAAAGAGAAACUCAUUUUUUCAGAGUUGAACAAUGGGCUGGGCAGCACUGAGGAGCUGUCUCUGUUUCCUGAGAACGGUCAUGUCAGAAGCUCUCAUGGACGCCUCAACUGCUGAACAACACAAACUGAUAUAAAAUAUAUUCUGUCUGAUGCAGUAAAAAAAACCACUGAUUAUUAUUCAGACUAAAAAGGUCUCUUGUUAGCGGCACUGAUGGAAGGUGCUGCUUCUAGCCGAAAUGCGGAUAAAUGUUUCCCUGUAUAGCCUGUUUAUUAACUUGAAUAUUAUUAUAAAAAGGCUGUUUUGGUCAAAUAAAUAACUUUUUGAUGUG
This is a messenger RNA of Cyprinodon tularosa, 2254 nucleotides long. It is a transcript of the gene gdpd5a, whose product is annotated as glycerophosphodiester phosphodiesterase domain containing 5a. Gene Ontology annotation, cellular component: plasma membrane. Lineage: Eukaryota; Metazoa; Chordata; Actinopteri; Cyprinodontiformes; Cyprinodontidae. Gene Ontology annotation, biological process: positive regulation of neuron differentiation; lipid metabolic process. Gene Ontology annotation, molecular function: glycerophosphodiester phosphodiesterase activity. Bases 274 to 2040 code for a protein of 588 amino acids. The transcript has 17 exons. The record is from RefSeq and is a predicted model, not a curated record.